GGAGGAGGUGGAAAGUAAGGGAAGUCAAACUUCAGUGGCACAUUGAGUCCAACGUUGCUUGUUAUCGGUUCUGUUAUUGUUACUGGCUGCCGUUGUUGUUGCUGUGUAGCUUUUUUUACCGAGAGAGAGAGAGAGAGAGAGCUUUUUGAGUUCUUGUGUGUGUUGUCUUUUGCUUUGUAUGAAGGUUGGGAAGAAAAUGGUGCGAUGAUUGUAAGAUACAUGUUUCUUCCCGGUGGAUAUACGCGAAACAGGUGUAGAUGUUAUCGGCAUAUUUUCAGCAAUGAUGCCAAGGAAACCUCGGCCACGGAGGGACAGGUCUGAAGUGAGCUGUUGCAUAAAAUACUUGGUAUUUGGUUUCAACGUUAUAUUUUGGAAGACCUUGCAAGUCAGAGAUGUUAACCAUCUUAACCAAUCAUCUCUAAUUGAAUGCUGCAAUUAAUCUGAUUGGCGGUGCACUAUGUGCCAUUGGACUGUGGGCAUGGACGGAAAAGGAUAUGUUCCACAACAUUGGCAAACUGACCAACGUUGCCCUUGACCCAGCCCUUCUGUUCAUCAUUGUUGGUGGGGUCAUGUUCAUUAUUGGUUUCACAGUAUGUAUUGGAGCACUCAGGGAAAACACUGUUUUGUUGUUGAUUUUUUCCAUAUUUGUUGGAGUAAUAUUUUUCCUGGAACUCAUUGGUGGUAUUCUUGGAUUUGUUUAUAAAGAUUGGGUAAAAUCACAGAUAGAAGAUCAAGUAAGAAAAAUGAUUAUUUCUUAUCGAAAAGAUGAAGAUUUACAAAAUCUAAUUGACUGGGUCCAGAGAGGCUGGCUACAAUGCUGUGGAGUUGAGACAUAUAAGGAUUGGGAACUUAACAUGUAUUUCAAUUGUUCUUCACCUGGCAGAGAAGCUUGUGGAGUUCCUUUUUCUUGCUGUAAACCCACAGAGUCAGUGAUAAUUAACAAGCAAUGUGGUUAUGAUAUGAUGAAAACAGAACAUGAGAUUGAUAAAGAUCGAAUAAUUUGGACUUUGGGUUGUAUCCCAGCUGGUGAACAAUGGUUAGAAGCUAACCUCAUUCCUGUAGCAGGAGUACUUGUAGGCAUUGCAUUAUUACAGAUUCUUGGUAUUUGUUUUGCACAGAACUUACGAAGUGAUAUCCAAGCACAACGAACAUUAUGGUACUAUACCUUCUGAGUAAUGUUGACUUACAGCUCUUAGUUGUCUGUUCCUCAAAAAUAUUCCCGGGAAUAUUCUAUGCACAGAAAUAUUGCUGAUAAACUGUUUGUGUGAGUGCAUGUGCGUGUGUAUGUGUGCAUGCAUGUCUGCAUGUGUGUAAUGCUGUAAAGGCAGUCGUUUGGAAUCACAGCAUUAUGAAGGGAUAGCAUUGAGAGCCUACGUUCAUAUACAUACAUAUAUAUAUAUAUAUAUACAUAUAUAUAUAUAUGUAUAUAUAUAUAUAUGUAUAUAUAUAUAUGUAUAUAUAUAUAUAUAUAUAUAUGUGUAUAUAUAUAUAUAUAUAUGUAUGUAUAUAUGAAUUACAGGGUUGUAUGUUCAUGGUUACAAAAAGACGUAUAGACCCUUCUACAAGGAACAGUUUGUUGUUUAUUUUUCUCUUCAUUUAUCAAGGACAGUUAUACAGCUAUGACCAAACACCAUGACAAUGAUAUCCUCUCUCCCUCUCAGAUUCUACAUGUAUUUGUCUUUAUUUAUUGUUAUCAUUACCAUUCAUUUUAUUUUCUUUAAAACGACAGGAUGGAGGUGACAGAAUCUUUGGAACGCUGGGCAAAUAUGCCUUGCAGUUUUUAGUCAUGUCCCGCUUUUACACAUUCAGAGUUCAAAUCCUGCUGAGGUCACCUUUGUUUAUCAUCCUUCUAAGGUGGGGAGGGGGGGAGUGGAUUGAUUAAAUAAAGUACCAGUCAUGUACUUGGGGGCGAUGGGUUCAAUGUAAUCGACCUUGCCCUCUUCCCUCCUCCUCUCUUGCUCCACGUGUGGCCUUGUGCCUAUCGAAAUUUUUUUUUUUUUUUUUGCAAAGACCAUGACAAAAUAGGACCAUUGAAAAUAUAGUACAUAUUAGCAACAUUCCACUGGUAUUAUGAAUUUACACACACACACACACACAUUACAUACAUUCCCACAUGCAUAUAUGAAGGUUAGGCAAUAGAGGAAGAAAGAGGGUGAAAUAUCGAAAAAACUUAGGUGCAUUUGUAAAUAAUUCUCCAUACCAUCAAGUUAAUGAAUACAGGUGUUAAAAAAAACAUUUUUUGUUGCUUUUUUUUUUUUCAUAAAAGACCCCAUUCAUCCAUUUCAUUAAUACAUGAAAGCAAGUACUUAGGAUGAAGGUAAAAAAUAGCAUCUCAUUGCCACUAUCCACACUACCUACUGAAACAUCCGCACUACCUACUGAAAAUACUAUGCUUUGAAACAUUUGUAUUUUCUUAAUUUUACAUUGAUGACUAAAGAUUGCAGGGUCUACAUCAGUUGUGAAUUAAUCCAAGUUCCCACUUUUUUUUUCUUCUUUUUACCUCUGAUUUCACAUGUUCUUAGUGUGCUUUUUCACACUCAAGAAAAAUGGCCCUCCUCACAUAAGUGUUACAAAUGAAAUCUUCAAUUUCUCAGCUCCUGAAAGCAUAAUAACAAUAAUAAUAACACUUCUAAUUUAGGUGCAAGGCUAGCAAUUUUGAGGAGGAGAGCAUUAGUGGAUUGUGACAACCUCUAAUAUUAGGCUGCUACUUUAUUGACCCCCUGGUGGGGGUGAAUGGCAAAGUUAACUUCAACAUUAUUCAAAUUCAAGUUAAAAAGUAGGAAGAAAUUCCCAAUGCUUUUUUUUUUAAUAUCCUUACCAUUUUGCCCUAAUAAUAAUAAUGAGUAAAACAUGGGCUACAGUAAAUAUUCUGCUCAAUACCACCACAGAUUUGCUUCACUGUAACCAGUUGAGCAUGUCCAUGGCUGUUGAUAUGUGCAUCUCCGAUCACGAGCAGGAGCUGUGGGGGAGCAUUGUAGCCAUGUGUUGAGAGGAAUUCUUUGUGGUCUGAAUAAUUCAGCCCUGGAAACAUGGGUGUUUUUUAUUCAUCAUCCUUAAGUGACCCUUAUUCAGGGACCUUUUGAGCAGGAUGGGCUACUCAGCCUGAAGAAAAUUCUAACUAGGCCCUCACUGCAAGAUCAUGCACGGUUUAUCCUGAUAUGAGGUCGUCAUGUCAUGCACAUGUGGUUGUACCCUUAUCAGACAAGUAAUCAUGAUGAGUAUAUUCAGCUUUGUAUAUUUAUACCCCAGUGUCAUUUUGAUGGCAUGCGUUACUCUCUCACUCAGUAAUGAUGGACUCUCCUGUCAAAGGCAUUGUAUGAAUGCUCAGUUUUUGCAGAACAGCCUGCACAAAUACAGGUUCACAGUGUAUCACACAUCAGGUGUUAAAGGGACUGCAGAGCAAUGUAGAUGAAUUGUUUUGCUUAAAACAACACACCAGCCAGUCCGGGAAUUAAAACCAUGAUCUGGAAAUCAUGAGUGUAACACCCUAACUACUAGGCCAUGCGUCCUCAUUCAAUAAUGAUAAUAUAAUAAUAAUAAUAAUAAUCUGUGUGUGCAGAAAGAAGUAGUAUAUCACCAUAUGUCUGUUGUCUUCUUCAAUUGUUCAUUAAUUGGAUUUGGCUGAAUCAGUAGAGGAUUGAACACACAAAAAAAAAAAAUAUACCAAAUGGUAUUUAGAUAUGUUCAUCUCCGUCCUGAGUUUUGAUUCCAGCAGCGUUAACUUUGCCAUUUAUUUCUACCAGGUUCAAUAAACUAAAUACCACCUCCAAUGAACAAAUAGGAAUUGAAUGUUUUUUUUUUCCAGUUAACUUUACAGCCCCAGGCUCACUUGCUCCACCUGGGGAUGGGGUUGGGGCUGUGGUUGAUUUGUUGCAAAUUAUUAUUGAUGUUGCUCUUAUACUAAAUGUGGUUGUUGGAAGAAUUGGCAGAAGCUGGAUGACUAAAUGUCUUGCAAUAUUUAGUUUACAUUACAUUAUAAUUUCCAGCCCUCUUGGGGUAAUUUUGUUUUUUUAUU
Messenger RNA from Octopus sinensis (East Asian common octopus), 4015 nucleotides. Its product is annotated as tetraspanin-5-like. Bases 495 to 1172 code for a protein of 225 amino acids. The record is from RefSeq and is a predicted model, not a curated record. Gene Ontology annotation, biological process: protein maturation; protein localization to plasma membrane. NCBI's taxonomy places the organism in Eukaryota, Metazoa, Mollusca, Cephalopoda, Octopoda, Octopodidae. The transcript has 11 exons. Gene Ontology annotation, cellular component: membrane.